Messenger RNA from Chenopodium quinoa (quinoa), 631 nucleotides. RefSeq names its product ras-related protein Rab11D-like. Gene Ontology annotation, cellular component: endosome. The transcript is spliced from 2 exons. Gene Ontology annotation, molecular function: GTPase activity; GTP binding. The record is from RefSeq and is a predicted model, not a curated record. The coding region runs from base 1 to 441 and encodes 146 amino acids. Lineage: Eukaryota; Viridiplantae; Streptophyta; Magnoliopsida; Caryophyllales; Amaranthaceae.
AUGGGGUGGUGUCGUGCCAUAACCAGUGCCUUCUAUCGAGGAGCUGUGGGUGGUUUGCUUGUGUAUGAUGUCACCCAGAAAGCUACAUUUGAGAAUGCUGCAAGGUGGUUGAGAGAGCUACGGGAGCACACUAAUCCAAAUGUUGUGGUCAUGCUGAUUGGUAGCAUGUCAGAUCUUUGGCAUCUAGUUGCUGUUACUACUGAAGAAAGGAAGGCUUUUGUAGAGCAGGAGGGUAUCGUCUUCAUGGAAACUUCUGCUCUUGAAGCAACCAAUGUGGAGCUAGCUUUCACUAAGGUUCUUACUCAGAUCCAUCGUAUCGUCAGCAAGAAGGCUGUUGAUGCUGGUGAUGCUUCUGCAUUGGCUGUUCCAUCCCAAGGAGAGAGUAUAAAUAUAAAUAAUGAGACCUCAGCUUGGAAGAAGAUAGGCUGCUUUUCAAACUAGUUACUUACUGUAGUAAGUCUUUGCUGUAACACCUUUUUGUGUCGCUGGGAAAAAUCCUAACUGGUAGAACUUCUGAGGGUCAGUUCCGUCCCUUGAAAGAAAGAAAGAAUAGGAAUUUUCAUUGUCUAUAUUAUAUUUUUUUUUUGGACAAAAUUAUAAUAUCCACCGGUGUUAAAAGGUUUGUUUUUUA